CAAUGUAUUGUUACAAUUUGAAACAAUCGUUAAAAAACUUGCAAGUGUUAUCUGAGGAUUACUUGUUUCUUAUUGUCUAUUCAACUAUAAAAGUCCAUAUGUGCUCUUGUAUGACGAUCAGUUGUUUUUCGUUCCGAAUCUCGAAAUCAUCAAAGCAUCGAAACAUGUGGCCCAGGAAUUUCUUUGUACUCCUUUUUGGAGCUGUGCUUUUAAUCACUAUAGCUAUGACUCAAGCUCAGCCCGAUGAGCCAGAUGUUGCUGUUGUUGAUCCAACACCGCCAACUAGGAGACCUACACGUCCGACCGGGAGACCUAUACUCCCUCAAAUAGAUGACCUACGCCUUCAACUAGAUGACCUACGCCAACAGCUAAUAAUCCUACGUCUCCAAACAGGAGAGAUACUCAUACGACUAGGAGACUCUACUACUAGAAGACCAAGCUAAUUUUUUCCAUUACCAGGCAAAGUCUUUCCGAGAGGCGAAAAUUGAAAAACAUGCCGCUAGUUGAAAGGAUUAUUAAUAUAACUGUAAUAUGUGUACAUGCAAAUAUUUAAAUUUCCAAGAAUUCCUAUAAAAUAUUAUUUUUCCUGUAAUAAAAUGACGUGAGUUCAUAUGAAGCCUCCUUUGUUUUAAAUACAAAUAAAAACAAUUAUCAGACCGACGUCAUAGUCGAAGAUUUAGCUAUGUGUUGAAAAAAUGUCCUUGAGUUGGAGUCCAGACACAAUGUUAAAGUCACAGCGUACAAAUAAAUGAAUAUUUUUAAGGCAACCAAGACCUCUUGGCCUAAAAUUUCGUCUGUGUGUAGCGCUGGAUUCGAGUUUUUUCUAAAAAUCGUACUCACUGCCAGAUUUAAUACUCGUCAUGGCCUGAAAGGAUCUGCCAAGGAAGAAAAGAAUUCGCUAAACAACGGACGCUAAGUUCGACGUAUUUCAUGAAAGUUAAUUACU
This is a messenger RNA of Rhagoletis pomonella (apple maggot), 946 nucleotides long. RefSeq lists its product as uncharacterized. The record is from RefSeq and is a predicted model, not a curated record. Lineage: Eukaryota; Metazoa; Arthropoda; Insecta; Diptera; Tephritidae. The coding region runs from base 3 to 443 and encodes 146 amino acids. The transcript has 2 exons.